Molecule: messenger RNA, 438 nt
Organism: Truncatella angustata
Lineage: Eukaryota; Fungi; Ascomycota; Sordariomycetes; Amphisphaeriales; Sporocadaceae
Product: ribosomal protein L14-domain-containing protein
Exons: 3
Coding region: 1-438 (145 amino acids)
Biological process (GO): ribosomal large subunit biogenesis; translation
Cellular component (GO): cytosolic large ribosomal subunit; ribosome
Molecular function (GO): structural constituent of ribosome; RNA binding
Source: RefSeq, a predicted model, not a curated record
AUGAGCGCGAUUGUUGAGGGACCCAAGUGGCGCGACGUCAGGGUUGGACGCCUCGUCCUCCUGCAAGGCGAUCACGUCCAGGCAGGAAAGGUGGCUGUCAUCGUUGACAUCGUUGACCACAAGAGAUUCCUCGUCGACGGCCCCGCUGGCUCCGAAGAGCUUUCAGUUCCCCGACAGGUCGUCCCCGCCACCGCUUGCCUGUUGACAGAUAUCGUCGUUCCCGUUCCCCGCGCCGCCCGAACUGGCGCCGUACGAAAGGUCUGGGAGAAGCAAGAGGUCGACGCCAAGUGGAAGAGCACAUCGUGGGCCAAGAGACAGGUCAUCAACGGCAGAAGAAAGGCUCUCACCGACUUCGAGCGCUUCACAGUGUUGCGCCUGAAGAAGCAGCGCCGCUUCGAGCAGCGCAAGGCUCUUGUUCAGGUUAGGGCUUCCGCUUAA